This is a messenger RNA of Arabis nemorensis, 1290 nucleotides long. The record is from the annotation of a GenBank genome assembly. Lineage: Eukaryota; Viridiplantae; Streptophyta; Magnoliopsida; Brassicales; Brassicaceae.
AUGGCAAUUGCUGCAAGGGAAAGUUCCAGAAAGCUUCAGGCUUUGUCUUCAGAAGAUAGGAAGAAAAUUCUACUUGAUAUUGCCAACGCCCUUGAAGCAAACGAGAAAACUAUUAAAGCUGAGAAUGAUUUAGAUGUUGUUGCAGCACAAGAAGCUGGAUAUGAAGAGUCUUUGGUAGCUCGUUUAGUUAUGAAACCUGGGAAGAUCUCAAGCCUUGCAGCUUCCAUUCGCCAGCUAGCUGAAAUGGACGACCCAAUCGGCCAUGUAUUAAAGAAAACUCAGGUUGCAGAUGGCCUUAUCUUAGAGAAGACCUCAUCUCCAUUAGGUGUUCUUCUGAUUGUUUUUGAAUCCCGCCCUGAUGCACUUGUUCAGAUAGCGUCACUUGCAAUCCGAAGUGGAAAUGGUCUUCUGUUGAAAGGUGGAAAGGAAGCUCGUCGAUCAAAUGCUAUCUUACACAAGGUGAUCACUGAUGCAAUUCCAGAGACUGUUGGAGUUAAGCUCAUAGGACUUGUGACGUCGAGAGAGGAGAUUUCUGAUUUGCUCAAGCUUGAUGAUGUUAUUGAUCUUGUGAUCCCAAGAGGCAGCAACAAGCUUGUUUCUCAGAUAAAAAACUCGACGAAAAUCCCUGUGCUAGGGCAUGCUGAUGGAAUUUGUCAUGUAUAUGUUGACAAGUGUUGUAAACUGGACAUGGCAAAGCGCUUAGUCUCAGAUGCAAAGUUAGACUAUCCAGCAGCCUGCAAUGCAAUGGAAACCCUUCUUGUACAUAAGGAUCUGGAGCAGAAUGGUGUGCUCAACGAGCUUAUACAUGCUCUGCAAUCCAAUGGUGUCACUUUGUAUGGUGGGGCAAGGGCAAGUGCUAAACUGAACAUCCCUGAAACGCCUUCAUUUCAUCACGAGUACAGUACCAAGGCCUGCACUGUUGAAAUUGUAGAGGACGUACAUGGUGCUAUAGAUCAUAUUCACCAACAUGGAAGUGCACACACUGAUUGCAUAGUGACAGAAGAUAGUGAAGUCGCAGAGAUAUUUCUCCGCCAAGUGGACAGUGCUGCUGUGUUCCACAAUGCAAGUAUGAGAUUUUCUGAUGGUUUUCGAUUCGGGCUUGGUGCUGAGGUGGGAAUAAGCACAAGUAGGAUCCAUGCCCGUGGUCUAGUUGGAGUUGAAGGAUUAUUGACAACGCGAUGGGUAAUGAGAGGAAAAGGACAAAUUGUUGAUGGAGACAAUGGAGUCGUUUACACCCACAAGGACCUUCCUGUCUUACAAAGGACAGAUAUAAUGGAGAAUGGGGUUUAG